This is a messenger RNA of Onthophagus taurus, 852 nucleotides long. The record is from RefSeq and is a predicted model, not a curated record. NCBI's taxonomy places the organism in Eukaryota, Metazoa, Arthropoda, Insecta, Coleoptera, Scarabaeidae.
AUGGAUCAAUGGUUAAAAUUUGGCACUCUUAAAAAAAGAAAAAUUACUGGUUUGGUAAGUGAUCCUCCAUCAUCGAGUACCAGUCCUUGUGAGGAGCAACCUAAGGAGAAGUUGCCGCGUGUCAGCGAAAUUAAGCUUCCAGUUCCAGUUCUCCAACCGACAAAAGUAAGAAAAUAUAGUGAAGAGUAUUUGUCCUAUGGAUUUUCAUUCGUAAUUAUUGAUAGCAUCCCUAGACCUGAGUGUGUUGUUUGUGGGGAAGUACUAUCUAACGGUAGUAUGAAGCCUUCAUUACUUAGUCGCCAUUUGCAAACCAAACACGUAGAUUUCAAAGAUAAAGGUCUGGCCUUUUUUAAGCGUUUGCUCGAAAAUAAAAAUAAGUCGAAUAUAGACACGUACUUAACUUCUGGUUGUACCAAUGAAGAUGCUAUUGAGGCCUCCUAUCGCAUCAGUUACCGUAUCGCCAGAAAUGGUAAAAAUCACACGAUUGGUGAAAAUUUGAUUUUGCCCAGCAUUAAAGACGCAGUUGUUUGCAUGUUCGGUAAUGAGUAUGUUCAGAAAAUUAAUGCUAUUCCUCUCUCCAAUGAUACUGUGUCUCGUAGAAUCAAGGAAAUUUCUGAUAAUAUGGAGGAGAUGUUGAUAAAGGAAAUCAAUCACAGUCAAUAUUUUUCCAUUCAGGUUGAUGAGAGUACUGAUGUAGCACAAUUUGCUGUUUUGAUGGUUAUUGCAAGAUACUUGAAAGGAAAUGAAUUUGUAGAAGGACUUUUGCUUUGUCAUCUUCUUUCCGAACGCACAACAGGUGCAGAUAUUUUUCAUGCCAUUGAUUCCUACUUUACUAAAAAGGGAAUAAAGUAG